Molecule: messenger RNA, 677 nt
Organism: Spodoptera exigua (beet armyworm)
Lineage: Eukaryota; Metazoa; Arthropoda; Insecta; Lepidoptera; Noctuidae
Source: the annotation of a GenBank genome assembly
CAAAACAACGUCACGUAACGUCAUUGUCAUGUCAGUGGUGUUUGUGCUAUCGUGAAAUUGUUAUUGUUUUUCUAUUGUGUUGUAACGAAAUAAUAAUAAAAAUGAAAAAUUUGCCCGUUUUCGUUUUUCCAGUGUCAUUGGAAUUUUAUCUUAAUGCAAGACAUACACACAAGCAAUUACUAACUGUCUACAACCCUUAUGAAUUCCCUGUAAAUUUUAAAGUACUAUGUACCUCGCCCAAGAAGUUUACCGUUAUUGACCCUGAAGGUGUGAUCGCUCCACAGAGUUGCAUCGACAUAGUAGUUCGAUACACACAGCUGUCACAAACACAUUCUGACUCAAUUGAGAAGUUUAGAAUAACCAUGUACGACAAAAACACCCAGCAGGUUCUCGGUAAAAGGGACGUUUUGACAAAGUUGAUAGAAGGAGAGCCUUCAAAUAUAAGUCAAGAGUGUUUAGGGGAUGAUUUCCAUCCUCUUACAAUGAGGCCAGCUCCUUUGAGAUCAACAGAGGAACAUUCCCGAGUGGCACCAUGUUCACAUGUUUCCCACAGAGGUAUGAGGAACAGGGUGGAAAGUUCCUCAUCCUCCAUUGAAAAGGGAGGAUCCUCCGACCAGGCGAGGUGUUCGUGCCUGGUGGGCUACUGCCCGACGGUUGUUGUCGGGAUAUCUGUAUAG